CUAAGUUCCAUCUAUAAAGUGCAACGGUUAUUUUAUUUUUAAAUUCUCAAAAGAUUGUGUAAAGUCCCUUUGAGGGGUGUUAAACUAACCAUCUUGUCUCGAUUUUUUGAAAAAUUCACAUUAGAAGGCAAAGAUGAUGCAGAGAGCAGCAACUUCGAUUUUGCCAACAGCUGGUAACAUGUUGGCUAGCGCCCAACAACAGCGUGGAAUGGCAACAUUGAAAACAAUUUCAAUGCGUCUAAAGUCUGUAAAGAACAUCCAGAAAAUCACUCAAUCCAUGAAAAUGGUGUCAGCUGCUAAAUAUGCUCGUGCUGAACGUGAAUUGAAACAGGCAAGACCAUACGGUGAAGGUAGCAAACAAUUUUACGAAAAGGCUGAAGUUGUUGCUCCUGAAAAGACCGAGGAAACUAAGAAAUUGUACAUUGCAAUGAGCUCCGACAGAGGUCUUUGUGGAGCCAUUCACAGCGGUAUUUGUCGUCAUAUUCGUGCUGAUUUAGCUGCUGAUUCAAGCAUUAAAGUUAUCUGUGUUGGUGACAAAAGUCGUGCUAUUCUUCAACGUUUAUACGCCAAAAAUAUCUUGAUGGUUGCUAGUGAAGUCGGAAGAUUAGCACCACAAUUCUUAGAUGCAUCAAAAUUGGCAAAUGAAGUGAUGAAUCUUGAAUACGAAUUCACUGAUGGAAAGAUCAUGUACAAUCGUUUCAAGUCCGUCGUCUCAUAUUCAAUUUCUGACUUGCCAGUCUUUAGCUUAAAAUCAGUUGAAUCAGCACCAAAACUCGCAGUUUACGAUUCAUUAGAUUCCGAUGUUAUCCAGAAUUAUUUGGAAUUCUCAUUGGCAUCAAUGUUAUUCUUCGCAAUGAAGGAAGGUGCAUGUGCUGAACAAUCUUCAAGAAUGACAGCUAUGGACAAUGCAUCAAAAAAUGCCGGUGAAAUGAUUGAUAAACUUACAUUAACAUUCAACAGAACACGUCAAGCUGUCAUUACCAGAGAAUUGAUUGAAAUUAUUUCUGGUGCCGCUGCUUUGAGUUAAAUUCAGCAAACCUUUUAUUUCGAUAUGUAGAAAAACUAUUCUUCGAUCAUGGUUAAAUAACACAUAAUAAUAAUAAUAAUCUUUUUCCUUAAAAUCAAGCGAUAAUAAAUGCACCACCCAAUAAUAGUUGAUGAGGAAAAAAUGUCGCUGGUGAAAUUUCUCUGAAUUCCUCUAAACUUAUCUUCAAUCCUUAAAUUUUUCCUUUGAUAUUCCUCCCACAAACAAGAAAAUCUGUUACAUUGCCAUCAAUAAUUAAUUUGUAUCAAAUGAAAAAUGUAAGGAUUUAUGGAUAUAUGAUCAAUAAAAAAUUAUGCGAUGGAUAUAAAACGACUCGAUUAAUCCACUUAG
Chironomus riparius is the source of this 1375-nucleotide messenger RNA. NCBI's taxonomy places the organism in Eukaryota, Metazoa, Arthropoda, Insecta, Diptera, Chironomidae. The record is from the annotation of a GenBank genome assembly.